GUGACAUGAUUCCCUUCUGUUACCAUGUCGCAGUGCUGCACUGAACAUCCUACAUGUCCUAUUACCCUGAUGUAACCUCUGCCAGGAAAUGUCCCUGUCUUCUGAUCCCUAGAAUGGACUGUGGUGUUAGAAAUCGCAGGGAAAAUGCUUUAAUGCAGGGAGGUGCUGUCCAUACUCAUCUAAAAAUCUGACCUCAGAUCCUAACGUGUUCAGUCAUUCCCCACCUCAAAUUCUCAUGUGAAUGCCAAGAUCCUUUUUCCUACUGUGGGCACCAGGUCUCAUUCUUUCGACAAGUCACUGAGGGCUUGGGGGUUUGGUCUUCAUUCUGGACCCCAACCCUCCUGAUGUCCAUGGUGCUGUGUCUGACUUUGUGUCCCUCCUCUGUUCUACCUCAGGAUAAAAAGGCCACACCCGUGAACGAGAAAGAACUGUGUGGAGUGGACCAUCGAUGCAGGGCUGCUGAAGCAGCGAGUGGAGCACCUGGUGCCCGCCUUCCUGGGGAGAGGCCCCACCUACUUCUUCACAUUCUUGGGCAUGUACAGAGCUUUUGCUACCACCCAACAGGUCCUGGAACUAUUGUUUAUGAGAUAUGGCUGCUUCCUUCCUGACACUGAGGAGGAUGGUGGACCCCGGAAGCAGGAGAAAAUGGCCAUUUCCUCCAUCCUGGGCACCUGGCUGGACCACUACCCCGAGGACUUUUUCCAGCCCCCAUAUUUCAUCAGCCAGAAGAUGCUGCAGGCAUAUGUAGGGACCCACAUGCCCGGCUCCGAGCUGCAGCACCACACCCGCCUUCUCUACUCAACAUGGAGAAACUGUGAGCCCAAUGAAUCAGAGUCUCUGGCUACGGUACCAGCUCCAGAGCGAGAUCCAGAUGUCCCUCAGGAGCUAGCCCCCGCUAUCUCUGUGGUGCCCACUGGAACUUCGCAGCCCAGGCUGCCUGAAGCCACCACUCAUUCUGGAGCUCAGCAGUUAGAGGAAGCGGUGACCCUCCCUUCAGCAUCCCCACCAGUGCAAGUGGUAGUUCCAGCUCUGAUUCACUGUCAGGAGCUGGAAGAGCCACCUGCCCCUUUGGUGGACCCACAACCUGAGCAGCCUCCAGCCCCAGCUGGCGGCGUCAUGGAAGGGCUGGAGCAACCACCUGCUACAGCUGAGCAACAAGCCUCAGCUCCCGAGCAGCACCUCAUGUUGGCUGCAGCCCCAAAAGAUGAAUGCCCUGACCCUGUCAUUGCGUUGUUGGUAAUUUUUGUUGUUUGUAUAGAGAACGAAUGCAACACAGGAGGCGCUCCACAGAAACAUGAAGCACCACACCCCACGGCUAUGAAGAACAAAACUGACAAGUCUGCCUGGAACAAGGAGCUUUUCCUUGGGAGAGCAGGAAUGUUGCCUCCUGCUCAUGGCUGCGACUUCCCUGGCCCUGCCUUGGCAUUUUCCCACACCCUCAGGUCCACGCGUUCGUUCGUUCCUUCGCACCUCCACCCUCCAGCCACCAACCCAGUCAGACCUCCAAGGGCACUCAGGGUGACCCCCGAUCUGUACCUGCGCUGCUCCCCACCAAAUGAGCCUAACCCCCUGCUGGAUCUCGGGCCUUCCUCCUCCAGGGAACCAGGGUACAACCCAUAA
Molecule: messenger RNA, 1620 nt
Organism: Neofelis nebulosa (Clouded leopard)
Lineage: Eukaryota; Metazoa; Chordata; Mammalia; Carnivora; Felidae
Product: ral guanine nucleotide dissociation stimulator-like
Exons: 6
Coding region: 535-1620 (361 amino acids)
Source: RefSeq, a predicted model, not a curated record